AUGGGCUUUGCAUCCAAUUGCCGCCCUUGGGUUAAGGAUGAGAACAAUUGCUUCGACAUUUCUAUGAUGGGAAACCCAAUAGCCUAUAUCCCCGGUCAACAAUGUUUCUUACACGAUGUCCACCAUUCCAGUGAAUCCAUGUCAACGACCCAUCCCUCUGCCUCCGCUGCAAGUGCAAAAUUGGUAUUUGCCUUGAUGGACAAUACUCCUCCAGCACGCUUUCAGGAGGAUGCUGCCACUCAAGAAAACAAGGCACAUAUGUUGCUGUUGCAAUGGGAACUGAAUGGGCUGCUUCUAGAGGCUCCUGAGGGACCAAAGAUAAUCAGGACUAGAGUCCAGAUAUACCUGGUAGACCAUCAAUCAAGGGUCCAAGGGAAGUGUCUAGCUUCUGUCACAGAAGGUCAGGGUUGGCAGGGAUCAGGAAUCCCCAUGGAAAUUCUCAUUGUUGUCACCAGUCUACUAGGAGUAGGAGAUCUACACUCUCUUACCAAAGUUUCUUCUCUGCUGAGAGAGAUCGCCGGUCCUCUCUUCUUUGCCAUCAGGAAUUUUCCAACUUCCACGCAGGAUAUGUUUCACCUCCACAUAAUCACAUUCCUUGAGAAUAUCUGUGCCUCCUCCUGCGAAGAGCUCGUGUGCAUAGGAUUCUCCGAUUACAUGUGCUCGUUAUCCGUCACCAGGCUCACCGAAAUCAAGGCGCACCCAGGUUCAAACCACCUGAAAUCCUUCCAGGCAUCAUUGCGGGCAUUCUUCUCUCCUGAACUCCUUCCUUUCACCAUGCAGAUCAUUCAAUCAUCCCCUUUGGAGAAGCUUCAAUUGAGUUGUGUCGACAUUGAUUGUGCACCGUCCACGCUAAUUCAAUUUCUGGCUCGCCAUCCGGAUAUGAGUGAUUUGAAUGUUAUUCUGCGACCUGAUGUGUCCUGGACGACUGCUCGGGUCACCGCACCUACCAUCCUUUCUAUUCCCCGUCAAACACUGGGGAUUAAAAUGGAUGUUGAUGCCAACAACGACGAUCUUGUGGAGAUGGAUGAUGGCGGGGGCAAACAAAUGGGAGAUAAGAACAUUGGAAAUGCUAACAAUGGCCAUGCCAUGGACGUCAAUGACACUGGGGGCGUCGCCAACGACGGUGAUUGUAUGGACAUUGAUGACGCCAGAGGUGAAUACAUGGUCGCUAGAAACCUCAACAACGGUAUUCUUAUGGAUGUUGAUGACACUGGGGGCAAUGUUACGAUGGACGCUAGAAACAUUAACAACUAUGAUAUAAUGGACAUCAAUGACGAAUACAUGGUAUACAUGGACUUGACUAGGAGAUGA
Messenger RNA from Suillus clintonianus, 1311 nucleotides. RefSeq lists its product as uncharacterized. Bases 1 to 1311 code for a protein of 436 amino acids. The record is from RefSeq and is a predicted model, not a curated record. The transcript has 15 exons. Lineage: Eukaryota; Fungi; Basidiomycota; Agaricomycetes; Boletales; Suillaceae.